This is a messenger RNA of Leptopilina boulardi, 7309 nucleotides long. RefSeq names its product A disintegrin and metalloproteinase with thrombospondin motifs 9-like. Gene Ontology annotation, biological process: proteolysis; extracellular matrix organization. Gene Ontology annotation, cellular component: extracellular matrix. Lineage: Eukaryota; Metazoa; Arthropoda; Insecta; Hymenoptera; Figitidae. The coding region runs from base 768 to 5954 and encodes 1728 amino acids. The transcript has 28 exons. Gene Ontology annotation, molecular function: zinc ion binding; metalloendopeptidase activity. The record is from RefSeq and is a predicted model, not a curated record.
UAUUGAACUUGGGAUAAUUCUCCUCAACCCUUUUCUCGAUUCUCUUCCCUUCGCGCGGUCCUUUGAUAAUACAUUCGCCAAGAUUUGUGAAGGUGCAGCUUUUGUAAUUUACGUUCUCCACUCUCACCCACUCUGAAGCAGAAGGAACGGAAUUUGAAAAGUGAAGCAAGUCAUCGAAGAUUGUAACAAAGAAGAACAAGAAGAAGAAAAAGGCAGAGGAGGUGGCACGAGUCGAAAGCCUCACAAGGUCUUUUCUCAGUUUCUCUCUCCCGGUGUGUUUUCAAUGUAAAUACAAUCUUUCUUUUUCUCUCUCUCUCUCUAAUGGACCAAAUUUCGGAACAUUUGUAAAAAUGUACUUCCACGUGCUCGAGAUUGACAUAUAGAAAAAAAAAAAGAAAAAAGAGAGGCAUGAUAAUAUUUCAAAUCACGACGAUCACAAAAAUUUGCACCGUUUAUAGAGCAAAGAUUUGAAUUUGCGAUGACACACGAUACCCAGUUGGGCAUCGUGGUCUAGACAUUGACCGACGCCAAGGGAACAAACUCGCGGGACGAGUUCUCCGAUUUCUGUCUCGGGCAUUCAUCCAUGCGGCAGGAAUCGCCGACGCGAUGAACGGCAAGGGCUUUCAAACCUGUCGUUCAGUGUAUUCGACUUCUUGGACGAAAGCCGUGUUUUUUGACGAAAAAAGGGAGAUCCUUAACGCACCCGUAAUUUUUCGGCUGCAUUAAAAAAAAACAAAAAAAAAAAUUACCCUCCACAGAGAGCAAGCAUGUCUUACAUCUCGUAUCGUCUCGCAACGAUCACUGCUGCGGUUAUUUUCGUUUUGGUGAUACUUUUGCUGAUUCUUUGGACUGGUUUCUUCAGUAACACCACUGGUAUUGCCGGGGCGUUUGACAAGGAUCAAAGCGCCGCUCCCAUCGUUCAUCAACAAUCCAACAACACUGACAAGCGACACGAGGAUGAACGCCAGGAAUCGCUUGUGUCACAUCGAUCUGUCGCCGCCACCGUCGCCGCUCCCCUGGAAUCAAACACAACAGAUAUUAGCAAUGAAGUCUUACGUCAACCAAUAAAAGAUGCCACAAGAAGACAGGAAAACAGCGACGCAAAGUUCACAUUCAAUUCCAAGGGCGAAAUUUUACCCACCAAUAAAGGAGACCUGGAAUAUGUCAAUUUAUUUAAAGUCAGCCGAAAUCGUUACGAGGAUCCACCUGAUGAAUAUUCAUCUCAUAAAAGACAUCACAGUGGUCAUUUUCGGCAUAAAAGUGCAAAAGUUUGGGAUCCACAUCCUCAAUAUGAAUUCACAGCUUUUGGACGACAUUUUCAUUUGCUUCUCUCUCUUGAUUCUAGUUUCGUUUUUCCAGGCUUGAAGAUCACGCACGUAAGAAAAAAUACAAGCAAGUGGGAACACGCGGGUCAACACCUGGAUUGUUUUUACAGAGGAGAAGUGGAUGGUGAUCCUAAUUCAAUUGUAGCUGUUAAUUUAUGCGGUGGAAUGACAGGACAUAUGACAACGUCAACAGGAAGUUACCUCAUUAAGCCUGCGAAGCAUUGGAGUGACUACGAGGAAACAUCCACCGAAUCAUCCUCAUCAUCAUCAUCUUUGCAACAUGCGAUCUAUAGGACUCCAUCCGCGGAUUUGACUCUUACGAAUGAUCUGCCAAGAAACCACGAGUGUGGUGUCAUCGAUUAUGCGGAAAACAAUCCAACUUUGUCUUUUGACGACAGUUCUGAAAGGAGAGUUUACGUUGGAGAUCAACAACACCGGAGGCGGAAACGACGACUUUUAUGGAAGAACACGUCUUCUGAUGAUUUUGAAAAGCAGGACACUCCCAUCCGGAAUCAAAGUCGAUACGAAUUGAUGGGGCGAAGUAAAACUUAUCCAAGCGAAAAUGAUCGUAACUGGAGUCACCAGUCAGACGAGGCCGAUUUCGAUAAUUAUGGUGGCUGGAGAACACGCAGGGCUAUUUCACGUGAAUAUUUCGUUGAAGUUCUAAUUGUCGCUGAUUCCAUGAUGUCCGAAUAUCAUGGAGAUGGUCUUAUCAGUUAUAUUCUCGUACUUAUGAAUACGGUAACUCGUAUUUAUAAAGAUCCAUCGAUUGGUAAUCCAGUAAGUAUUGCAGUGGUGAAAAUAAUCAGUACAGACGAGGUAUUUUUUACAAAAAAACGAGAUGCCGAUGGAAUCUCUGCAUCGGAAAUGUUGAAAAAAUUUUGCUCUUGGCAAAAACGUAACAAUCCUGAUGAGCCAUCGGGUGAACAUCAUGACAUCGCAGUUCUUCUGACAAGGGAAAAUUUGUGCCACAAUAUUGACAAUAAAAAUUGUAAUACACUUGGUCUUGCCGAACUUGGCAGAAUGUGUUCACCCGGAUCCUCGUGUGCCAUUGUCCAGGACAAUGGAUUGUCAGCUGCAUUCACCAUCGCUCAUGAAAUUGGUCACGUAUUCAAUAUGCCACACGAUGAUGAUAGUAGAUGUGCAAGAUUUAGAAAUAUGUCGGGCAAAUCUGAAACCUAUAAUGUCAUGUCUCGAAUGAUGGAUGACAACUCUUAUCCAUGGGAAUGGUCCAAAUGUUCACGUCAUUACAUUACUGAAUAUCUCGACGCAGGAUAUGCACAGUGUUUAUUAGACGAACCGAGUAAAACAAUAUCAAAAUGGAGCAUUAAUCGUUUUCCUGGCGAAGUUUUUACCGGAGACGAACAAUGUGAAUUAAUUUUUGGAACUGGGGCAAAACUCUGCUCCCACGAGCCUCAGGAUGUGUGCAAGAGAUUAUGGUGUACCGCUCCGCUCUAUGAUACAACGGAAGACUGUCACACGCAACAUAUGCCUUGGGCCGAUGGAACAAAUUGCGGUGAAAAUAAAUGGUGUCAUCGGGGCGAGUGUGUAUCACGUCAAAAUUUGAGACCCAUUGACGGCCAAUGGGGUAAUUGGGAAAAUUAUGGAGAAUGCUCACGAACAUGCGGCGGUGGAAUUAAGAAAAAAUUUCGCGAAUGCAAUAAUCCACCACCACAAAAUGGUGGUAAUUAUUGUGUAGGAGAACGUGUUAAAUAUAAAAAUUGUGGAACAAAAGAAUGUCCAUUGGAAACUCCUGAUUUUCGAGAAGAGCAGUGUGCAGCGUUCAAUAAUGAUAAUUUGGAUAUUCGAAAUCUUCCCCGCGAUGUCACGUGGCAUGCAAAGUACACGAGAAUACUUCCGGAGGACAGAUGUAAAUUGUACUGUCAAGUGGAGAGUAAUCAGUACUAUAUGCUACGAGAUAAGGUAAUAGAUGGAACGCCCUGUGGACCAGAUACCUUUCACAUGUGUGUCAAUGGACGUUGUCAGCCUUCGGGUUGUGAUCACAUUUUAAAUUCAUCGGCGAAAAUGGAUUCAUGCGGUGUUUGCAAAGGUGACAAUUCAUCCUGUCAGAGAAUUACCGGUUCGUUUAAUUCCAGCUCCUAUGGAUACACAAGAGUCACGAAAAUUCCCGCCGGUAGUAGCUUCAUUGAAAUCAAACAAUACGGCUGGGAAGGAUUGCACAAUGAUUCCAAUUAUCUUGUUUUACGGUAUGCUGAUCGAGAGGAAUAUAUUCUGAAUGGAAAAUUUAUGGUAAUGAAUCGAAGAGUAAUAAUGAGACCGGAAAUGACAAUUGAAUACAGUGGACCCGAGGCAAUAAUUGAACGUCUCAAUAGUUCGAGACCAAUUAAAGUUGAUUUAAUUUUGGAGGUGCUUUCGGUGGGAAAAAUAUCACCACCUCAGAUUACUUACGAAUACACGGUGCCAAAGAAAGUCCUGGAACGAUACACUUGGAUUCUUAGCGGUUGGUCUCCAUGUAGCUUGAGUUGUCAGGGAAUGAAAUAUCGUCGCGCCGAAUGUAAAGGUACUGAGCGCAAAGAUGUCGUUCCCGAUGGUUAUUGUCGAGCUGAUGAAAAACCCAGAGAAGAAAGUCAAAUCUGCAAUAAUCAUUGUCUCUUUCAAUGGCAAAUUACAUCGAAAUCAGAAUGUUCAAGUCAUUGUGGCAAUGGAACGCGAUCAGUCACCUAUCGUUGUGUUCAUAUUUUACAUAUGAGUGACAAAAGUAAAACGCAUCAACUUCCUGACUAUAUUUGUUCACAUUUGGAACGACCAAAGGAAAAAGAGCCAUGCAUUGGAUCGUGUCACGAUCUUCGUUGGAAUUAUGGUGCUUGGGGUACAUGUUCGGUGACAUGCGGUGGUGGAAUUCAAAGAAGGUCAGCGAACUGUAUUGACUCCAAGGGCAGACCUGUGCCUGAUGAAAAAUGUUCAACUCAAGAGAAAAUAGUGACAAGUGUCUGCGGACAAGAAACGUGUCCAAGAUGGGACUUUGGUGAAUGGAGUCCGUGCUCGGUUACCUGUGGAUUAGGAAAACAACAAAGGCCUUACUGGUGUCAGGUGGAAAAUCGUGUUGUUCAUGCAAAUUAUUGUAGUGGAUCACCUUCACAGAUAUCGAAAGUUUGUGAUGCAGGUCCUUGUUAUAAGUGGCACUCAACUGAAUGGACACCGUGUUCAGUUUCGUGUGGCGAAGGAAUACGUAAACGAGAAGUUACAUGUCGAGAUGCAAAUAAUGUGAUUAUGAAAAAAUCAAAUUGUGAAUUUGCAAAACAACCAAUGGAAACAUCAAGUUGCGUGAUGAAUCUUUGCCCUACUGUUCAAACAUUGCCGUCUAUUAUUUCAACGUUAAAAUCACCGCUUGACGAUCCAUCGGACCACGAUAAUGAUGUGAAUCACGAAAGUGUUCCUUCUCACAAAAUAUAUAAAUGGCAUUCGGAAUCUGUAGACGAGGUAUCGAGAAGAAGACACUGUAAUGUUUAUCCGUGUCCUCUUUGGAGUACAGGAGAAUGGAGUCAGUGCGACGUGGCGUGCGGUGAAGGUUAUCAGUAUCGUCAAGUUCGAUGUCGAAGUUCAAGAGGGACAAUUUUACCAGACAAGGAGUGUGUAAUAAAACAAAGACCUCGUCAUUUGAGAAAAUGUGAAAAGCCACCAUGUAAUCCAUCGAUGGACAAUUCUUUUCACAGAUGGCGAACUUCCGAUUGGAGUACUUGUUCGUCGGAAUGUGGAGAAGGAAUUCAACGUAGAAAUGUGACAUGCCAUUUGGUCAAUGCCUAUGGAUGGCUUGAUUCAACUCCAAUUAAUGAAUGUCCAACAACUGAAAAACCAACUGAACAACAGUCAUGUAAAAUCAAAGAUUGUGAAUAUUAUUGGACAGCUGGCAAUUGGAAGAAGUGUAGUCAUCUUUGUGGGAGAAAAGGUCGACAAGUGAGACGAUUAUUUUGUCACAAUAAAGAUGGAAAAAAAGUGCCACGAUACAAUUGUCCCAAGGAAUUAAAACCACCACGAAAGAGAAAAUGUAAUCAACGUCGAUGUGGUCCUACAACAUGUACAGAAAUGCAAAAAAGAUUUAGAUCAACAAGAGAUGGUGAAUAUAAUCUUAUUAUCGGUGGAAGAAAUAUGUCUAUUUAUUGUUAUGAUAUGACUGGUAGAGAACCUAAAGAAUAUAUAACACUGCCUGCUGGUGAUAAGGAAAAUUUUGCCGAAAUUUAUGGCAAAAGAUUACGAAAUCCCCAGACUUGUCCCUUUGGUGGACAAAGAAAUGAAAGUUGUCACUGUGUGACAGAUCCAGGAACUAUUGCUGGAAUUACAGCAUUCAAGCGAGUGCGAAUAGAUGUCAAUAAAUUUUUUAUCAUAGCUGAUGACUACAGAUUUUCUUGGACAAGAGGCUCAAAACGUGUGGAAUUUGGAAAGGCCGGCGAUUGUUACAGUUUGGCUAAUUGUCCUCAGGGUCGAUUCAGCAUUAAUUUAACUGGAACUUUCUUCAAAAUAUCGCCUCAAGUUUCAUGGAGUACACAAAAAUCGAGAGCUUUCCUCUCAAUUAACCGAAUAAAUGAUCAAUUAAUUGUUGGUAAAUGUGGAGGCUAUUGUGGAUUUUGUGCGCCUAUGUCUGGUUUAAAACUAGAUAUUCUGCCGCCAUAGAAGUUAAAAAAAUUUCUAGGAAUUUAUAAUCAUUUUAUCAGGAUUAAAGAAAUCCAACAAGAAAUUUAUACUGAGAAGUCAAAAAAAGAAAAAAAUAUGAAAGAAGCUCGAGAAGCAGACUGCACGUCUUUAUGGCGAAAUGUACAUAUUCGUGCCAUAUAAGUCUUCACCAAAAAAAAAAAAAAAAAAAGAAAAAAAAAUGAAAAGUAUGAAAAAAUGAACUGCGUGCGUGUUCGUGUCGAAUGAAUAAUGAAAAAAAUACCAGUUUCAGAAAAUAAGAAAGAGAAAAAAAGCUCCAACUUCCAUUUCUUCUUGUAAAAAGAAGUUACUUGAAUUUUAUUUACAUUAAUCGCUCUAGAAAUUGUAAAAAGGAAUCAUUAAGUACUGUAAAAUAUUUCAAAUAUUAAAAAAAAAAUUCCAAAUGCGCCCAUGACGUCGCACAAGCAAUCAUCAUUCUUCAGAAUUGCGCUUUUUUCAUUUUUUAUUUAAAAGAUUUCUGAAUUUUUCAAAAAUUAGUUACAAUUAAAAUUUUUAUAUUUAUAACAUUGAUCACAUAUUUAAUUUUUAUUUUCAAAUCGAAUUUAAAAUUUUUUUAUCAGUUUUUGAUUUUUGUAAAUUUUCACCCACUAAAGUAAGUAACUGAAAUGACAAUAAUAAUAAGUAAAAAAAAGAUAAGCGCAUUUAAUUUAUAUUUAAGAAUGAUUUUUGUUCUCGUAUUGUUUCGUUCUUAACUAUUAUUUUUACUAUUUAACAUUUUAAUAGUAGUUUAAGAACAACUAUACGCAUAUACAUAUUUGCUGAGACCGAUUUUUUUUUUAUCGUCUCUUUAUUGCCAUGAGUACUUGUAAUACAAAUUUCCAAGUAGAAAUUCAUUACAAGAAUGCAUUUGUACUAGUCAUUUAUUUACGAAAAAAUUAAAAUAUCUAUUUUUUUUUCAAUUAGAAAAAUUGUCAGUGUCAUAUAAUGCGAUACUUUAAAAUUUGUUUGUAUUUAGAAAAAUAAGAACAAUUAGUAAACUUAAAAACAAAAAUAAAUCAAUUAAACAAAAAUUAAUUACUUUUAAAUUAAUUAAUUUAAACAAAAAAAAACAAUUAGUUAAUUGAAUGUUGUAAAAAAAAGACUCUCUUAGCGAGUAAAUUGAUAAAUUAUUAUUUAGAACCUACAACAAAAUAAUACACUGCCAUAUUUGUUUAUCGUGGCCUUUUGGCCCUAUUAGUAUUUAUUGUACAAUCGUCCAUUUGCGCUUUUAACAAAAAUUAUACAUGUAUGCAAUCUUGUAUAAAAAAAAAAUCGUUAGUUUAAUUUUAGAUUAGAAUUGAUUUAUGUAAUUUUUUUCAUUACAAGAAAAAUCAUGA